AUGCUGAUCCCUGUCUGUAAUGAGCGAUUGCCGGUCCGGCUUGAGAUUUGCGUGAUCUCAGCAAAAGCCUUGCCGGUUAUGAACAAAGUAAGUUGGAAAAUGGAGUCGUUUUCUCGAUACAUGAAUUUUAGAGCAUAAACUCAACAGAUGCGUUUGUGGAAGUACGUUUCUUGGAGACCAUUGACAAAACCGACGUGAUCACAAGUUUGAAUCCUGUUUGGAACAGCGAACAGUUUGUUUUCGACACAGACGAGAAAGAAUUGACGGAAGAAUGGCUGCAGCUGAGGUAGCUUCUAGCUUCAUCGCACGGAACUUCCGAAAUGAUGUUAUUCAGAGUAAUGGACCACGACACGUACUCAGCGAACGAUGCAAUCGGCCGUGUUAACGUAGAUUGUAACAUUUUUCUCGAACGGAUGAGACUAGAUGGCAUGGAGGUCUUGGAGGAAACGUUCACGAUGAAGGUCUACGACACGAUCUAUGGAAAUCGUGGAGAUGUGACUAUCGGCAUCAAAAUGCACCUCCUGAUGCAGUACAGUCCGAAAAACUACGUGCAUAUCAUGACGGGUAACUUUAAUGAACUUUGCCAUCCAAACAUGUGUAUUUUAGCUACAAUGGUUCCCCCGAAUCUCCGUAUCUCUGAAAUUCUCGGCUUAGUGGACAACAUUCGAUGCGAGAAGGAUCCCGAUUAUGAAUGGCUCGACAAGUAUUAUUUCCAUUUCGUAUUUGUUUUAAUGUUGUGUGUUUUCCAGAAUCCGCACGCCGCGAGCAACCAAUGAAGCCAGACAAAACGCGAUCAGAGUGACAAUGAGAGAUGCGAUGAUGGGAAUAGCUCACAAAGCUCAUAAAAUGGGAGGAAAUGCUAUUUUAGGGUAACUGGACAUCCCAGAUUCUCGAAAAAUUAAUCUUUUUGCAGAAUUUUGGAGAAUGUAGACAUGGAAGGAUCAUCGUCAGAUCUCUUGACGUGUAGAGUGAUUGGAACAUGCUUGAAAGUUGUUCAUGAGAAUUUCUUUCCGAUUCCAUAUACAAAACCGUCAAAGCCUAUUCUAACAAUUGACAAAGUUCCGCAUGAAAGGUAAAUAAACGAUGCUCCAGCCACAAGUAAAAUUAUAAGGAAUUCAGGCAAAUCGGACUUGGAUCAUUGCUAACAUCACGCUCAAUUCAACUUCUGAACGAGGACGAGGAUCCCGAAACCGUUCGAAGAGGGUAUUGGGUUGCUUUGCGGGCAGAAAUAUUCCAACAAGCACGUAGCAUUGGUUGCAAUCUUAUUGUCGGAUACAGCGAGACUGUUACUGUGAACGAAGGUAAUCGUACAUAACUUCAAACAAGAAAAUCGAUAAGUUGGUUGAACAGGUGUCGCGCUGCUCACAUGCACCGGUACCGCUGUCGUUCUGUCCGAUGGAACCGAUCCAGUGGCAACAAGUCUCAUUUUCAACGAACAGAGUGCGCGAAACAGUCCAGUGGUUGUCAGAGAACCAAAUGAGAAAGAGGCAAAGGAGAAGAAAGCGUUGUUUAAGGUAAUCGGCUCUUGAAUCGUCAUAAAACGUUACGACCACUAUCGGAAAUUAUUUUCACUUCGCGUGUUCUCCAAAUAUGCAAAAUGUAUACCAGCUUUCCUCCUUUCAGUUCAACGGUUCGGAAGGCCGGGAGAAGCGAGCCGAUUCUACACCGCGAGCCUUCCGCUGCAAUCAGUUCCACUGUCCGACCCAAGAGACAAAAUACUUCUCGCCAACUAAAGUGCUUCCUUGUGCGUAUUGCAAGUGAGUUGUCCCCGCCACUUUCCAUUAGCGAGAUUCUGUUCAGAAACGGUCUCGUCUCGGAAUUCAUCCUCUCUACUCAAAUGUGUCCUCCCCCACAAUACUACGCAGGCCCUCGCAACUUCAUCCAAGUCUCCGUUUGCAAAAAGAUCACCAGUGAUUCAAGCGAGGCGACCGAGUAUGCUGCAGAUAUUGGCAAUGUCGGUGGAGGUUGCGUGUGCAAUUGCAACAAACACGACUCUGUUUGCAGGCUCUCCCGUACUCCGAUCACGAGUUGAUUGGCAACUUGCUGACCGAGGCGAAGAGUGUGUAUCCUCUCGGCAAUGCGAUCUUCUCGAUUGCGAUCACAAAUGCCGUCUGCGAUGAUUCUCUCGUUUCCAUCAUCACCGGAGUCCUCGUUCGUCUUUUAGUCGUGCAGGUGUGUCACUUUUUCUGUUGUUCUCUGGCAUGGCAAUCCCCAUUCAACUCACGAGAUCACACAAUUAGAACAGGCCGAAAAAGGUUAUUAUCAGCUCCUUGUUUGUAUCACGCCAUACCGUAGGAAAAUGCUUCAUGAGAGACGAAUGCCGACUGACCGGAGCCGCCAAUGCAAAAUUUCCAGCACAUAGUCUAGUUAUCAGUCAAGAAAUAGGAAAUUGGUACCCGCGGGGCGAAGUCCGAAACUACGGAAUCAUGUGAAUGUCCAGUGAUCGGCACAUGGAACGUCCACGUAGCUAUUGAUGAUACACAUUUGAUCGAAAAUAGAUGUUGAUCCACGGGUUAGGCUACAGAAUGAAAACGGUGAUUCACAUGAGAAGAUAAAUAAAGAAGAUGGUGAACAGCAAUGGAUGUUCUUCCAACUUUAUAUAUACACCCAGCCUAAAUGUUUUUUUUACAGAAGACCGAGGCUGCUUCUCCAUCCAUAACAAAUGUAUUGUCCUUUUCUUCCCUCCAACGUCAACAUGACGCCAGACGCUUUUCAUGGGGGACCGUACGAGAUGCGAUCCGAUUCAAGCCAGCAGUGCAGGCGAGUCUGACUCUGAAGAUUCUGAACAUAAAGUAAGCAAUUUCUCAUUGUUCUCUGUUUCUGUUUGUUCAUUGUUUACAUCACAGGCAGUCCAUGGAUGAUAACUCCUCGACGUCUGCAAAAAGUCGGCUACGACUGAACACAAUUGUCGAUAAGGUACCGGGACACAUGAAAACGCUACGUGAUCUUUGAUGUUGUGAAUUCAGGUGCGCAGAAAGCAGCACAAAGAUUACGUUUCACACGUGGUUUUCGAAAGACAUAUGAGCCUGUCAAUUGGGAUUCACGAGAACCAAAGUGCCGGAAAUGCAACAUCCGUACGUGACUGAAGGGAAAUCCAACAACAAAAUAGAUGUUUCCAGAUUGCCGGCGUGCAUUUAUCGUCUUCUCUCUACCCGCAAUUCGUGAAUCGCGACGUCGUGGAGGGCAUGAUACCAAUUGCAAGAUUUUCCGACGUUUUUGUCAGGUCAAGAGCCAAUUCGGAAACGAACAUUCCGUUCAACUAUGGCGUUUUUUAGAGAAGACUUGACAACUGCCGUCCGAGAUUCCACAACUGUCGAUGGAUUUGUGACAAACGCACUGGAGGAACGAAUAACAACUAUUAAAACUGUUCUAUCGCUGGGAGGAUCUAACGCCGUUGUCGCGAACAUGAAAAUAUCUUGUCCUCAGUUCAAUGUUUCCAAAGAGCACGCCCACAUCAUCCUACUUGUUAGCGUCGAUUUCUAUAACGUACCAUGA
Caenorhabditis sp. 36 PRJEB53466 is the source of this 3495-nucleotide messenger RNA. Lineage: Eukaryota; Metazoa; Nematoda; Chromadorea; Rhabditida; Rhabditidae. The record is from the annotation of a GenBank genome assembly.